GGGAUCUAUCAUUUUACAUGAGCUCCCGGCAUUUCAGCAUCGAACCAAGUCAAGCCGGCAGCGCCCUCUGUGCAAGAGCCAAGCAUGACCGUGCCACGCGCUCUCUCGCGAUGAUUCGGAGACAUGAUGGACUGCUCCUCGCGCGGAGAACCUCUCUUCGGCCACGAAGCAGGACCACUGGCACUCUACCACCGCAAUAUCCGUAUGGUGCACCUAUCUGAGCAAUCGUCUCCUCAUUCUCCUUCCUUUGUCCAUGUCCAGCCCUGAAUCGAAGUCUUUGGGAACGAUGAAUCGGGUCUUGUCGCGUGGGGCUUAUUCUGAUGAUCUCUGUUGCGUUUUCCCAUGCACUUACUACUGGGAAGCCUUCCCUUCUAUUCGGGCCGCGAUUAAUACCCUUGGCACUCUCGUUGUUUUCUUAUGCCAUUGGCUGUCGGAUUCUACAUUGCUCAAAAUAGUACGGUCCCUUCGUGCCCGAUCUUCACCGGGCGACGGCAAAUAAGGAGCUUGCACGCGCAAAGGCCCGCCAAAGUCCGUUCCAGUUAAUCAAUGCCUGAGUCCAGGUAAUCCACUCGAACCCUCAUGCAUCGUGUGCUCAUUCCAUACUUUUGUCUACACGCCUCGGCGGCCUUUCGGUUUCUGCCGUUCUACAUCUUGCUUUCUGGCGCGUCAGCAACAUUUACGAGCGUCCCAGUUGUAGAGUGAUCUCGGAUCUGCUCCCCGCGAGAAGGGGAGCGGACUGCAGUGCGUCAACGACUCCCGGAACCAACCUGCCAAGUUGCUCGAAAUGCGAGGUGGUGCCACAUCCGGCCCGCCAAUCCCUCGCUGGGAUAUCUUCGACCUUUUCUAGCAUUAUGAUCACGGGGGUCGACAAAACGUAUAUGAGUGUGGCACCUUCCUUGCGCAAUCCACUGUUCUCUGUGUGUGAUUUAUCUUCCGUCGCAACCCGCCCCAAAUUCAUCGUUCCACUCGAUAUCAUAGUUUAUCUUGAUUAAUGUGCCGUUACAAUCGCUCCAGCGCUGGUCACCCCAGCGGGUGAAUUGUUAUUAUAAUGAAUU
This is a messenger RNA of Mycena citricolor, 1055 nucleotides long. Lineage: Eukaryota; Fungi; Basidiomycota; Agaricomycetes; Agaricales; Mycenaceae. The record is from the annotation of a GenBank genome assembly.